Messenger RNA from Coprinopsis cinerea okayama7#130, 1143 nucleotides. RefSeq lists its product as hypothetical. Gene Ontology annotation, cellular component: extracellular region. NCBI's taxonomy places the organism in Eukaryota, Fungi, Basidiomycota, Agaricomycetes, Agaricales, Psathyrellaceae. Gene Ontology annotation, biological process: carbohydrate metabolic process. The coding region runs from base 1 to 1143 and encodes 380 amino acids. The transcript is spliced from 6 exons. The record is from RefSeq and is a predicted model, not a curated record. Gene Ontology annotation, molecular function: cellulose binding.
AUGCCUCAUGAUAACGACCUCGGACGGCUUUCAACUUGUACCUCUUGCCGUUUCAAGGAGAACAGGUCGAAUUACUGGACGGCUGCACUCUACUUCAGGGCUAGGAACGGGUCGUACAUGAGAAUGCCCAAUCAAUUCACCGGAAACUACAACGGUGGUGUGACGGUUUAUUACAUCCAACCAAUUGGCAGCAACGAGAAGGUGACGGCUUUCCCCAAGGGCUUCCGUAUGAUUGUUGGUGACCCUAUGUCCCGCGCUAGGAGGACUUCGGGUACCAACGAUAUCGAUGCUCGAGCCAUCACUUUCCGCUGCUUCGGCGCCAACUUCCAAAGUGACCCCAAUUACAUCCACCCUGGUACUGGCAACCGUGACACUGUCGCGCUCCCCUCUGGCCAAUGUGCUGGUGGUAUCCGAUCCAACAUCUUCUUCCCCUCGUGCUGGAAUACUCGAGAUAUCGAUCCCCCCGACCACAGUGCUCACAUGGCUUAUCCUACUGGUAACAUUGGUCGCGAUGGUCUCUUCUUCCACGUCGGUUCUUGCCCUUCCUCUCAUCCCAGGCGUAUGCCUCUCCUGUUCCUCGAAAUUGUUUGGGAUACUCGUCAAUUCAAUUCCCAGUGGCCCACGGACGGCAGUCAGCCAUUCGUUCUUUCCAACGGAGAUCCUACCGGUUACGGACAGCACGCCGACUACGUCUUUGGAUGGCAAGACGACUCUCUCCAGCGCGCCAUGGACCAAUGCACGGAUAUCGGUGGACAACCCGAGAGCUGCCGCGCUUUGACCAGGAACUCCGACGCCGAGAUGAACCAGUGCACCUUGAAGACCGUCGUCAACGAGCGUGUUGAAGGAGUGUAUCUCAACGAGCUCCCUGGAUGCAAUCCAAUUCAGAAUGGCCCUAACCCUGCCACCAUGGUCCGGGACUGCCGCGCCCUCUCGACCACUGGCGUCGGAGGCCCCGUCGUCACCAAUCCUCCCGUUGUUACCAACCCUCCCGUCGUUCAGCCUCCUCCUCCCGUCACCCAGCCCGGAGGCCCUCUCCAGACCCGAUACGGCCAAUGCGGCGGCCAGGGUUGGACGGGACCCACUCAAUGCCAACCUCCGUACGCAUGCCAAGUGUCCAACCAAUGGUACUCUCAGUGUGUCUAA